Messenger RNA from Pelobates fuscus (common spadefoot toad), 469 nucleotides. It is a transcript of the gene CCDC167, whose product is annotated as coiled-coil domain containing 167. The record is from RefSeq and is a predicted model, not a curated record. Lineage: Eukaryota; Metazoa; Chordata; Amphibia; Anura; Pelobatidae. The transcript is spliced from 4 exons. The coding region runs from base 60 to 353 and encodes 97 amino acids.
AGGCUGCAGCAUGGACUGACUCAGGAUAGGACACGUGUACACACUGCACUCAGAGCAAGAUGGCGAGAAAGAGAAAGGACAAGCUGAGUGUAGCCAAGGAGAUUGACAACAUGGAGGAGAAACUGGCGUCCUGCAGAAAUAACCUUGAAGAUCUGGACUUUAAACUGCGCAAGCUCGAGCUCACAGUGGAAGGACGGAUAUCUCUGGAAAAGGAGAAGAAUUCACUGACCAACAAGAUGUCUCACUACGAGAAAGAACUGAAAUCUUUGCGUCACGAGAACAGAAGGAACAUGAUGGUGUCUGUGGCAAUCUUCCUGUUAAUUGCGCUCGGCUAUUACUGCUGGACCAUGUGACGGCAGGAGCACUGAUUCUCCACCACGUGGAAGAUGCCCAAAUUCACUAAAACCUGGUCCACGUAGGAGGAAAGAGCUUCGGGAACAGACUGACGAAGACAGUUUGACAUGAAGUA